CAUCAAAUAGCAGACCUGCAAGUUGGACAUGUUUAAUUGACUACUAUCCACUCAGUUAAACAUGGCUUAUGGAAAAUGUGAAGGGAAUGACAUUUUAACUUAUAGUACUCUUCGUGGAUUUCAAAAUUAUGUAGACAAAUGGUACAUUAAAUUUAAGAUAAUUGAGAGAGUGAAUCCUCAUCCACCAAUUAGACUUCAUAUUUGUUUAAAGGUGAAAAUUACUCAUAUUCUAAUUCUUGAAGAUUAGCAAUUUACAAGUAGAUCUGAUUAUAUAAUCUUUUUGAAAUAACAGUAACUAUGGUCAAUAUUGUCCCUAUAAAUAGAACUAAGAUUCUUGCUGUGGUCAUAAGUUGAAAAGACAACCCAAUUAUUAUAGCUGUCAUAUAUAAUUUUAAUACGUUAUUCUGAAAUUGACCUUUGGAAAUUUGAUUAUCCCAAAAUAAUCAAUACUAAUAAACAAAGUUAUAAGAAUAUAGUUAGAAUCGUUAGGUAACAGCAAAAACAAUGAGAUUUUUACAAUAUCUAUUUAACUUCAU
Messenger RNA from Paramecium octaurelia, 536 nucleotides. NCBI's taxonomy places the organism in Eukaryota, Ciliophora, Oligohymenophorea, Peniculida, Parameciidae. The record is from the annotation of a GenBank genome assembly.